Messenger RNA from Oncorhynchus nerka (sockeye salmon), 917 nucleotides. Its product is annotated as piggyBac transposable element-derived protein 4-like. Lineage: Eukaryota; Metazoa; Chordata; Actinopteri; Salmoniformes; Salmonidae. The transcript has 2 exons. The record is from RefSeq and is a predicted model, not a curated record. The coding region runs from base 1 to 702 and encodes 233 amino acids.
AUGUGGCACAGUCAGGUCGAACAGGAAGGGGAUGCCGGCAUUCGGAUGCAGGAAGAUGCAGAGAGGGAGGUGGAGUUCCAAGAGAACGGUCAACAGCUGGCAGUAAAGUGGCAUGACAAGCGAGACGUCCAUGUCCUCUCCACUGUCCAUACAGCAACCAUGUCGGCCACAGGGAAGGUGGACCACCUGACCGGAGAGAGAAAGAUCAAACCAGAUUGUGUGCUUGAUUAUAACCUCAAAAUGGGGGCCGUGGAUAAGGCAGACAUGAUAAACAGCUUUGUGGAAUGCACACGGAAAACGAACAAGUGGUAUAAGAAGAUAUUUUUCCAUCUGAUCGACACUGCUGUCCUCAACGGCAGCAUAGUUCACCGCCAACUAACAGGUAAAGUAAUUACCUACCAAAAAUACAGAGAGAACCUCAUGAGAGAGCUGCUGGAGGAGCACCACACCCCUCGGCGCCCAUCCACUGGGGGUCGUCCUGCUGUAGACAAUCCCCUACGCCUCACUGCACGACAUUUUCCCUGCAAAGUCCCUCAAACUGCUUCUCAAGGUAGUCGCACACGGAGGCAUUGCAAAGUCUGCCUGUCUGGCGCCAGGAGAAGUAAGCAGAGGAAGAUGACAAAAUACAUGUGUCUAGCUUGUGAUACACCUCUAUGUAUUUCACCAUGCUUUGAGGAGUAUCACAUACUCAAGCAUUAUUGAGCACAUCUGCAGCAAUAGGUGACUGACUGACCUGACAUGUGACUUGACAGGUGACCAGCCAUGAUACUAUGCCUUAGAGAUGGGGUGGAAAUGCAGUUGUUGUUCAGUCACUGCAUGGAUAUUAAAUAUGGGUUACGCAUAUUCAGUUUUUUGUCCUCUAGUAAAACAAGUUGUUGAAAUAACUACCAGUACUGCAAUAAAAUAGAUGAAUAUUA